GUCAAAAUUUUCAAUAUUUUUGUUGCAAAAAUGUUAUUUUUAAAAACAUUAUCAAAGAUAAUUGCACCACAUUUGUCUCGCUUCCAAAAAACACAGGGUAGAAGCUGUCAUAGCGUAUUUGACUUCAAGGAAUUACUCCAACAUGAAAAACCAGACCAGUUCACAGUGCACCCGUUGACCAGCGAGCACCACCAGAUGGCGCUGGACGCUAUCAAGCGGCACUACCUCAGCGAACACGUGUUGGUGCGCGCACGCAAGAUGGAUCUCAACGACCGAGCGCUGGACGAGUACCUCGUUAGCUUGAUGAAACAGGGUAAUUCACUCUACGCGAAAGCAGAAGACGAUGCUGUGGCAGGGGUGUGCGUCAAUUUUGCCAGCAGCCAGGUCGACCCGAGGAAUUUACGGGUCUACGCUCAAUACAGACAGGAUCCGAACAUCAAGGAUUUCUUAUGCUUCACAGCAAAAUUACAAGAAACGCCUAAUCUCUGGGAAGCUUUCAAGCAAACAAAGAUUUUUGAAAUAAAAAUGUUAACAGUGUUGCCCGAAUACCGAAGACAAGGGCUGGCGGUGACUCUGACUGAGCGGUCGAAAGAGCUGGCAAUCGAUCUAGGAUACAAAGUCAUUCGCAUGGACUGCAUCAACCCUUACGAUUACAAAGUGGCCGAGCGCUGCAUGCUGCAUUGCAUCGUGAAGUUUCCCUUACACAAGCUGCGCGGGCCGCACGCGCCAUACAUAAAACGCAGUUCAGAACUAAACCAAUGCGUGCGAGUGUACGUAGAGGCGCGUGCGCAAAUUGACGCGCCAGAUCAGACCAAACUGGGCAAUAAGCUGGAAUUAGAAAGCCUCAUCGAGUGAUGUGAAAUUGUC
Messenger RNA from Ostrinia furnacalis (Asian corn borer), 867 nucleotides. RefSeq lists its product as uncharacterized. The transcript has 6 exons. The coding region runs from base 31 to 855 and encodes 274 amino acids. Lineage: Eukaryota; Metazoa; Arthropoda; Insecta; Lepidoptera; Crambidae. Gene Ontology annotation, molecular function: N-acetyltransferase activity. The record is from RefSeq and is a predicted model, not a curated record.